GAGAAUUAUCUUUUUAGUCGCCAUUCUCUCCUUCUCUCUAUUUUCCAUCAAUUCUCCUUAAUGCCUCAUUCUUCAUUCAAUGUCUCCUUUGAUUAUAUAUGGAAGGUUGAAUAAUUAAUCAAUUACCGGAAGAUCUUUUAGGAAACUAUGGAACCGUUUCCAGUUUUACGGCCUAUAUACAAAUUCUCGCUUUUAAUCGGAGGUUUCAAAGGAAGACUGAAGUCGCCUGUUCUGUGCCGCAUUCAUCUCUUAGUAUCGAUUUGUUCUUGAAGCAGGUAUUUUUUUUUCUAAAACCAUCAUAUUAAUCUGGUAUUUGUAGAUGUUUUACUUUGAUUUCAUCCUCUCCUUAAACACAAACCCUAAACUCUUCAUGUUAUGCCUCAAAAUGACAUGUGUUGAGAAGCUUCCUUCGAAGGUAAUUGAUUUUGUUGAUAUUUGCUUGAUGAUUUUUGACCUAAUUGUUUAUGUUGUUAGAUUUUAUGAUUUUGACCUAAUUGUGAUUUUGACUUAAUUUUUGAGUUGUUAGGUUUAGGUAUUGAGUGAUUGGUGAACUGUGAUGUCUUGUGUGUUCAUCCUUGAUAAUGGCUAUGGGGGUUGACAGCAACAGAAACAUGUGAGGAACAAUAUAUGAUUUACGAAUAAUCAAAAUAAAAUAUAGAGGGGUUUAUUCUAGCACCACAAUCAUAUAGUUCAUGCUUUAGCUUAAUGGUAUCACAAUAUAGAGGGUUUAUUCUAAACAUUAAGUUUUUAUUUCAUAAUUAUUUGACUAUUAUAUUGCUGGCCACUAGGACUUUUCUGAGUAGUGGUGUUUUAGAUGGUUUAGCUUACACAAUGUUCAAGAGAUGCUAAGUUUUAGAAAUUUCAAAUAUAAUCUGCAUCCAUGGUAAGUUUCAGUUUUGUUUGGUUUUUUCACUUAAUUUGUUGUUUGUUGUUUAUGAAGGCUAAUACACGUUUCUUUGUUUCUUACUCUAAUUGCUCUUUCUCUUCAAUCCGCUUCUAUUGGAUUUCUGGAAGUUGAAUGUAAGCUCUAGAAAUCAACUAUAUAUAUAAGGGUUUCAGUGGUGACCCUUAGAUGGCAAUAAGAGAAAGUAGCGGACAUAACGUCACCAUCCUUCUCACUCAGAUUGAGGAACAACACCAAGGUAAUCUUUCUUUUCUGAUUUAACUCCGGUAAGUUCGUAAGCUUCCUUUUGUAUUUUUUUUCUUGAUGUUUCUAAACAAGUUAUUGUAAUUUUUUACUGUCAUCUUAUACGACCACCAGUUGUUUGAUGAAAUUCCCCAACGAGUAAAAUUUAUAUGUUAUUAAAUUUGUUUUGUGUUUUUCUUCAACAUGUUCGGCAAUGGAUUUGUAGUCAAUAAUAAGAUAUAAAUUGAAGUCUUAAUGAGCAUUCUGAUCCUAUAAUGUGCUCAAGACAUCACUGUUGGUUUUGUGAAUGAAUCUUUUGCAAUCAGUGUUCCAAGGGAAAGAAGUUUACUACCUACAAAGUUCCUUAAAGGAAACCCUAACGGGUCUAUGAUGUGUGAUUUGUACGGCUUGAUGGUUCAACCAUGCUUUUGUCAUAUUUGUAUGUGGUGGAAAUGCAUAUUUAUCCAUGGUAGCAGGAGCGAGUGUUGUUGGUGGGGUUGCUGGAGAUGAUUUCAGGGCUGGUGAUGAUACAUACAGUUGUAGUAAAGGUGCUUUUUAGGGUUGCUCACUUGAAGGAAGCAUGGUGACAACACAUACAAGAAAAUUUCAUAUUCUAUGGCAUAAUGGUGGUGGUUCGUUGAUUCAUUCAGCUGCAAAUCUGUGUAACACAGUCAAUUUCGUGUUGGCGAACUAUUCAUGUUAAAGCUUCGGUGGUGGCGAUUAGUUAUGAGACAUGACGCACCAUGAUGAGUCUUCACUGAAUAUGCAGUUAUACAAAAAAGGUUUAGAUUUGUUCGAUAACAACCCAACAACCUCAGCUCUUUUGCACCGGCACUUACUAAAGAAUACAGUUGCUCCUAUGAUAGACAUGCUUUUAUCAAAUUUGGAUAUGCUCAGUAAGUUGAAAAAUGGUAUUGAGGUUCAAGACUUCGAUACUAUUGAACCCAUUACACUUAGCUCAUGGGAUCGAAUGGCUCUGGUAAAGAAAUUUGAGGGAGCGUUAUCUGUAAAGGGUAAUGCGGCUGUUGAAGCUUUGGAAGGGAAGCGUGUUAAAGAAUAUAUGACAGUACUAAGAGCAUUUGCGGAUGAGUGUGGGUUAACUGUGAAAAUGCUUGACAAGAAAUUGGAAAGAACUCUUCUCCAUUCGUAUCGCAAGGUGAAUUAUCUUGGUUGGAAGGCUGUUGAGGGUCGGUUGGCUGCCAAAAUGGAGUUGGGCUGCAGUGGGGUUUCUGCAAACUAUUUGAUUUGCUGCAGGUGUGGGCUGGAUAGGGAAGACACAAGUCAUAUCUUUAUUAAAUGCGUGGUGGCGAGAUGUUUUGGGUGGCUGGCUGGUUAGCGUCUGGUUGAAGAUAUAGUUGGUUGGUGCUAUGCAUUUUUUGGAGCCAUGCAGACAAAAGAGUUGCUUAUCCUGGAUGGCAUCAAGAUCAAAAUAAGUGAUGGUAGCAGUUGCGCAACAUGUGGCGGGAAAAACAUAGUUGAUCGGUCGAAAGUGGAGUUUAGCAAACCGAGCAAGCCCAGGGUUUCGUACACAAGACCAUUCAGCCUAUCCUAUCCGUAGCUUACCUUUCUAAUCUUUGUUUUAUACAAGAAAGUAUACUUUAGCUUAGUAAUAUUUUUGCACAAUGGGAUUGUACUUUAUGCAUAAAUAAUAGUACCUUGAAAGAUGUAGUUGUGGCUAGAGUCCAACAAAAGAACCCAAACGAUGAAUGGUCGGUAAUCGAUUUACAAUCCAACUACAAACGAUACAUGGGGUGAGGAAAGGCGCCAGUGAAAUGAAGUGAUUGAAACUGAGUAUCCUAUAAUUAGUUAUCAGUUAGGUACAUUUAGACGCCUUCAUUUUAAUAUGUCUGUCGUAACACAAUUACACUGCUAACAUCUGCAGAGAUAUACGGCUUUAAUAGCACAAGGAACAUAUAUCUAUAGAAUAUUAAUGUGAUUUGAAGGUAGAUGCUUCGCCAAAAUUGGGAAGUAUUACCGUGGUAACAUCUGAAUGUUUUCUAUAAUAAAAAAGAUCUUUCUAAAGCAAACAGCUUCUAUACAACUUGAUUACCGUGUAACAUCUAAAUGUUUUCAGGUAGCAAUUUUACAUUUAUUUUUCAAUAGCGAUAUUCUUGAAGAUGAAUGCCUUCUCAGGUAGCAAUUCCCUAUAUCUACAAUCCAUUUGUUCACACAUUUUUCACAGAGAUAAACAAAGUAUUCAACUUUUAUUACAUCUGACCUUGAAUAUUAUCAUUUUCCACAUAACCAUCACAAAUUACUACUCUAGCAAACGAAGGUGGAUUGUUGAAUCUCAGUUUCUAUACCAGAUUUUAUACUUCUUGACAUUACUUGAGAUUUAUAAAUUGAUUUGUUUCGCCAUUAAUCGCAGGCAUGGUGGCGCAUUGGUGAAACGCUCUCUUUAUAUCCUCUCGGAGUUUUCUAAGAAUGGAUGGUUAUGUUGCGUUCUUGGCGACAUUGUGAAAUUUGCCACAUCGGGGACCAAGGGUCUGAUGCAAGUUAUAGUGGUUGUUAACCAGAACUCAUUUGGGAGACGUUUGGAAUUUGGAUUUGAUCUAUUGAAGAACUAUGAAAUAUUGGAGUAGAUAUGGAAAGUAUCUUUUGGUUUUGCUAUACGCCAAUACUUGUGAUUUGUGAAGCAUCAACGUGAAAAGAAAAGGUAUGUUUUUAAAGAAAGCCCGGCUUUUGAGAGAGUCUGAUAGGACCCGGUAUGUUUUUAUUUCUUCUUUAAUAUUGAAUACCCGAACAAACUUGGAGAAACUUAGCGUGUUGGAAUAACUCUAAUUAUACUAUUAAGAUAACUCUUUUAGUAAAUUUAGUUUGGUUGAGGUAUUGUUUGACGUUGGUAUUGGCCUGAUGUAAAUAUAUUCAAAUAUUAAGGACUUUUGA
This is a messenger RNA of Helianthus annuus (common sunflower), 4012 nucleotides long. Its product is annotated as E3 UFM1-protein ligase 1 homolog. Gene Ontology annotation, biological process: protein K69-linked ufmylation; regulation of proteasomal ubiquitin-dependent protein catabolic process; response to endoplasmic reticulum stress. Gene Ontology annotation, cellular component: endoplasmic reticulum membrane. Bases 1860 to 2462 code for a protein of 200 amino acids. The transcript has 15 exons. Gene Ontology annotation, molecular function: UFM1 ligase activity. The record is from RefSeq and is a predicted model, not a curated record. Lineage: Eukaryota; Viridiplantae; Streptophyta; Magnoliopsida; Asterales; Asteraceae.